AUGAGUGAAGCUCUCCUGGGCAUGCGGGGAGUCGCCUUUCGGCUCUCCCCGCGCAGUUAUCGCCGGCUAGUACCAAAGGUUCGUCUACACAGCAGAAUUGCCACGGCAGCUGUAGACCCAUCGACAACAAGCCACGACACAACGUACCCUCUUAAUUCUUCCUCACCCUCCUCGCCGUCCGCAAAAUGGACCGCCCUCCGAUCCGCAAGACCCUUCUCCGACUUCCUCACCGACACCUUCAACCGCCAACAUGACUACCUCCGCAUCAGCGUCACCGAACGCUGCAACCUGCGCUGUCUAUACUGCAUGCCUGAAGAAGGCGUCCCGCUCUCUCCACCGGCGCACCUCCUCACCACCCCGGAAAUCGUGUACCUGUCGUCCCUGUUUGUCUCGCAGGGCGUAACCAAGAUCCGGCUGACGGGUGGCGAGCCGACAGUCCGCAAGGACAUCGUCCCCCUUAUGCGGUCGAUCGGCGAGCUGCGGCGGAACGGGCUGCGGGAGCUGUGUCUGACGACGAACGGGAUCUCGUUGCACCGGAAGCUGGAAGAUAUGGUCGAGGCGGGGCUAACGGGCGUGAAUCUGAGUUUGGACACGCUGGACCCGUUCCAGUUCCAGAUUAUGACACGGAGAAAAGGGUUUGAGGCGGUAAUGAAGAGCAUCGAGCGGAUUCUGGAGUUGAAUCGGGCUGGUGCGGGGAUCACGUUGAAGAUCAACUGCGUAAUUAUGCGGGGGAUGAACGACCGGGAGAUUCUUCCGUUUGUGGAGCUGGGGCGGGACAGUCCCAUCGAGGUGCGGUUUAUCGAGUACAUGCCCUUUGACGGGAAUAAGUGGAGCCAGGGCAAGAUGGUUUCGUACCAGGAGAUGCUGGCCGUGAUUCGGGAGAAGUACCCGUCUCUGGAGAAGGUGGUCGGGCACAAGAACGAUACCAGCAAGACGUAUCGGAUCCCUGGCUUCCAGGGCCGGGUUGGGUUUAUCACGAGUAUGACGCAUAAUUUCUGCGGCACCUGCAAUCGGCUGCGCAUCACUAGCGACGGGAACCUGAAAGUCUGUCUGUUCGGCAAUACGGAGGUGUCGCUGCGUGAUAUCAUUCGGAAGGAAAAUGACGGCCAGCCGAUAGAUGAGACUGCACUAAAAGAACUUCGGCUCCUUGAGACUGCGGAAGCGGCCGCUCGCAUCCAGGACGAGGGUGGGGAGGUCAAUCAGAGAGAGCGAGAGCUCCUUGAUCUGAUCGGGAUGGCGGUUAAGCGCAAAAAGGCCAAACACGCCGGCAUGGGUGAAUUGAAGAAUAUGAAGAAUCGGCCGAUGAUACUUAUUGGAGGCUUAGAUAGUGAAUAUCAUGAAUAUCUCAGAAGUACGACACCCAGAAUACCUCCAGCCAAUAUCCCCCUUCAUCUCCUGCAUACUCCGCCGUUCAAACUCCAGGCUCGGCACUAUCACAAGCGUAGCAAUAGCAACCCCGAUUCUCGUCCCGAACACAACCCGGAAACAGCUCCAGCAGCUCCAGCAGCUCCAGCAUCAUCACCGUCCCUCCCAACAACCUCCGACCCAGACCUCCCGCACCUCACUCCCUCCCAAACAGUCCACAUGACCCAAAUCACCGAAAAACCCAUCACAGCCCGAUCCGCAACAGCAAGCUGCCUGGUCCACUUCUCCAACGCACGACCACACGAGCUCCUCCGCAAGGGCCUCACCAAGAAAGGCGACGUGUUCAGCGUCGCCCGCAUCGCGGGGAUCAUGGCCGCUAAGAAAACGCCGGAUAUCAUCCCGCUGUGCCAUCCGAGUAUCGGGAUUACGGGGGUGGAGGUUGACGUUAAGCUUGUUGAUCCUGAUCCUGCUCCUGGACCUGGUUCUCUGCCAAGUUCGCAAGCAAGCUCAGGGACGGGGAAGAGGAUGAAGCACGGGGCGAUGCGGGUGGUUGCAACGGUUAGUUGUUCAGGCCGGACGGGUGUGGAAAUGGAGGCGAUGACGGCGACGGUGGGGGCUGCGUUGACGGUGUAUGAUAUGUUGAAGGCUGUGGAUAAGGGGAUGGUGAUUGGGGAGAGCGGGCAUUGGGUGCGGGUUGAACAAGUUAAAGAGGAGCCUUGA
Aspergillus novofumigatus IBT 16806 is the source of this 2085-nucleotide messenger RNA. Its product is annotated as molybdopterin cofactor biosynthetic protein. The record is from RefSeq and is a predicted model, not a curated record. The transcript is spliced from 3 exons. Gene Ontology annotation, molecular function: cyclic pyranopterin monophosphate synthase activity; GTP 3',8'-cyclase activity; metal ion binding. Lineage: Eukaryota; Fungi; Ascomycota; Eurotiomycetes; Eurotiales; Aspergillaceae. The coding region runs from base 1 to 2085 and encodes 694 amino acids. Gene Ontology annotation, biological process: Mo-molybdopterin cofactor biosynthetic process.